GCACCACCACGUUCUUUCUUUCAGUCGCCGCCAUUAUGAGUACAUUAAGACUUCAAAAGCGGCUGGCAUCCAGCUUGCUCAAGUGUGGUAAAAAGAAGAUCUGGCUGGACCCUAAYGAGAGCAAUGAGAUUGCCAAUGCCAACUCUCGUCAAAACAUUCGCAAACUCAUAAAAGAUGGUCUGAUCAUCAAGAAACCACAAAUCAUCCACAGUCGUGCCCGAGUACGCAUUGCUGACGAAGCAAGAAGAAAGGGACGUCAUAGUGGUCAUGGUAAGAGGAAGGGUACUGCCAAUGCUCGUAUGCCCCAGAAGACCAUCUGGAUCAGACGCAUGAGGGUGUUGAGGCGAUUGCUUCGUAAGUACAGAGAAGCAAAGAAAAUUGAUAACCACAUGUACCACAUUCUCUACAUGAAGGCAAAGGGUAAUGUGUUCAAGAACAAGAGAGUCUUGAUGGAAUACAUCCACAAGAGGAAGGCUGAGAAGCAACGUUCCAAACUUCUUAACGACCAAGCUGAGGCUCGUCGUAUGAAGAACAAGGCAGCCAAACAGAGACGAGAAGAGCGUCUUGAAGAGAAGAGGAGGGAGAUUCUUAGUUCCUAUGCCAAAGAAGAGGAGGCUGCAGCCAAGUAGAUCUGUUCUUCUGUAGAAUACAUUGCCAAUUUAAAAUAAACAAAUUCAUUGUAA
Messenger RNA from Actinia tenebrosa (Australian red waratah sea anemone), 683 nucleotides. Its product is annotated as large ribosomal subunit protein eL19. Gene Ontology annotation, molecular function: RNA binding; structural constituent of ribosome. Gene Ontology annotation, biological process: translation. The record is from RefSeq and is a predicted model, not a curated record. Gene Ontology annotation, cellular component: cytosolic large ribosomal subunit; ribosome. NCBI's taxonomy places the organism in Eukaryota, Metazoa, Cnidaria, Anthozoa, Actiniaria, Actiniidae.